Messenger RNA from Larimichthys crocea (large yellow croaker), 2826 nucleotides. RefSeq names its product GRIP and coiled-coil domain containing 1 (gene gcc1). Lineage: Eukaryota; Metazoa; Chordata; Actinopteri; Sciaenidae. The transcript is spliced from 5 exons. The record is from RefSeq and is a predicted model, not a curated record. Bases 315 to 2612 code for a protein of 765 amino acids. Gene Ontology annotation, cellular component: Golgi apparatus.
GUGAAGUGGGCGCAGCUCGGUGCCACGUCCAGGCCAACGCGGAAUAAAUGACGUCACUGCUUUGAAGAAACUUUAUUAACAAUCGGAGCCAUGGUGCGUUCAGAGCUCAGGAAAGAUGGGACAUUCAGACAUCCGACUUGACGCGAGAGGUUCUGUGUUGGUCCGGCCCGGCCCAGCUCUGCGCUCCGAACGGUACCACGUAAGAACCGGGAAACUUUCCGUUACGGCGGUGUCUGGCCAUUAACGUCAGCGGAGAAUGGAUCCAGUCUGACAGGUCCUGACAGAGCCUCAGUCUGGUCGGACCCGAUAAGACGAUGGAGAAGUUCGGAAUGAGUUUCGGGGGCGGGCCCAGCAGGAAGGAUUUACUGGACACCAUUGAGUCCCAGAAGAAGCAACUGGUCCAGUACCAGACCCGCUUCAAGGAUGUGGUCCGGGCCUAUAAGAGUCUCCUGAAGGAGAAGGAGGCUCUGGAGGCCAGUCUCAAGGUUCUGUCAGUGACCCAGGAGGUGGAUCUGAACCAGCAGGUCCUGGCCGCCCCCAGUACCUCAGACCUCCCUGAGGAUGGCUGCUCGCUGCACAGCGAGGACAGCGUGGACACGGCGGCGUCUGUGGACACGCCCAGUGAGACGGCCAGAGGGGAGCAGAGCGAGGACGACCCGGCAGAACCAGUAGUGAGGUCUGGCUCCACGCCCUUCAGGCCCGACUCCGAUGCCGGCGGCUCAGAGAGCGGCAGUGUGGGCGGCGAGCAGCAGCAGCAAGCCAUGCCCCCGUCGAGCUUGGAGGCGGACCGCCGAUUUACCCAGCUGAAGAGCCAACUGAGCACGCUGACCAGCGCCCUGGCCACCGUGACGCAGGAGAAGUCUCGUAUGGAGGCGAGUUUCCAAGCCGACAAACGUCAGCUGAAGCAGGAGGUGGAGGAGCUGCAGGAACGCCUGGCCGCCAUGACAUCACAGCAAGAGGCAGAGCUACACACCCUACAGCAGCAGCUGGCCGAGAGUCGCGCUCGCAUCAUCACGCAGCAGCACGAGCGUGAGCAGGAGCAGGGCGACCACGUCCAGCAGCUCCGAGAGCUGCAGAGGAUCCUGCAGCAGGAGCGAGACCUGCGGCAGGACGCAGAACUCCACCUACAGGACGCCAACGCCACGCUCCUGGUCACAUCACAGGCUGUGGACCGGGGAGCGGAAUCUGAGGCUCACUUGAACAAGGUGAGAGAGGAGAGAGACGAACUGCGGAGAAGGUUGCAGGCCGCCGAGGAGGACCAGAAGAAACCCGAUCCAAGAGUGGAUGAGCUGGAGCGAGAGCUGUCGGAGCUGAAAAACCACUUCCAGCAGCAGAUCCACAUUGAGACCAGGAAGGUGUGUGACACAGAGGAGCGGGCCCGUGAGCGUGCUCAGGCUGCAGAGGUCCGGGUUGCCGGUCUGGAGCAGAGAGUCUCGGAGCUGUCGGACCUGCUGGGUUCUUGUGAAAAGACAAGGCAGCGGGACCAGCAGACGGCCCAGCGCCUCAGAGAUCGGAUCCUGCAGCUCGACACCGAGAACAAAACGCUCGCCAUCGCUGCCUCCAGCAGGAUCGGCUCUGACCUCGGCGUGGACGAAUCUCAGCUGGACGUCAGCGUGUUAAAGGAGAAGAUGGAGAAGGUGAAGAAGCUGCUGCUGCUGGCGGCCCAGAGGAAUCCGGACCAGAACAUCCAGAACCUGGCGGAGGCGGAGCUGGGAGGAGACAAACGCUCGGUUGUGGUGUACCAGCAGGAGCUGCGGCAGCUGAAGGACGAGUUUGAACGCUACAAGCAGCGAGCGCAGGUGGUGCUGAAGAACAAGAACGCCAAAGAUGGCUGCCAGGCCAAGGAGCUGGAGGAGGUCCGGGACCAGCUGUCGGAGCUGAAGGAGAAGUACAUAAACCUGCGGAUCCAGAGCGACGAGACAGAGGCCCAACACCGCCGCGAGCUCGAGGAGCGGCAGCAGCAGACGGCGGUGCUGCAGCAGACACACAGACAGGAAGUGGAGCGGCUGGAGGCGCUGCACCGUGACAACCUGCUGCGCCUGGAGGCGGAGCUGCACAAACAGAGGGAGCGGACCAUGGCGCUGCUGGAUGAGAAGGACCAGGAGCUGGAGAGGCUGCGAGCCGUCACACUGAGCUGCAGCACCGACGCCGAAAAGAUGGCCGCAGACGAGCACGAGUCCGCAGACGGCGAGAGUGAUGUCAUCAGCCAGGCCCUGAGGCGGGCGACGCCCAACGAGCCCACACUGCUGCUGUACGCCGAGCAGCUGGCCAGGAAGGAGGUGGAGGUGGGCACGCUGCGGCGGCAGAAACACCGGUUGGAGGACGACGUCCACCAGCUGCAGGCGAAGCUCAUCGCUAAUGGAGAGCGACACGACGAAGAGGCGUCAGAGCUGCGAGGACAACUCGACAAACUGAUCCGAGACCAGAGCCGAGAGGGCGCCAACAUGGAGUACCUGAAGAACGUCAUCUUCAAGUUUCUGACGUUGCAGGACACCAGCGGAAGGCAGCAGACGCUCACUGCCAUCCUGACCAUCCUGCACUUCAGCCCGCAGGAGAAACACACCGUCAUGAGGCUGCAGGGGGCGCCGUGGUGGAGCGGCAACAAGAGAUAAAACCAAACCUGAAGAAGUGUGAAGUGUUUACGUCGUCCGGGAGCUCGUGUUGUCUCUGAUCUGUAAACGACCAAACUGAGCUGUACAUAAAUAUAAUAUCCGACACUGUGAGGAGAUAUUUUAAAAUGAUUUGGUUCGUGGUUCUUCUUAUCACUGAUGUAUAUUUUUGAUUCCUGGUUGAAAUUAAAAUAUUUUUCCUGCUUCAUUUACGUUA